AGUCAAGAACUGGGUAUGGUUACUUAAACGAGGCUGUGAAACAAUCUAUAUGAAGAAUGGAUCCUUCAGAAGAAAUCAUUGAUGAAUACUUUGAAUACUUAGCAGAUAGAGAUGUCUACAGGGCUCCGACUGUUCUAUCCUGGCUAACAGAUUACAUAGAUACAAAGAAUGAAAACGCAAUAUACAAAUUGCUUCAACACAGUUUGGCUAGUGAAGCUGUAGCAGGCCUUGUCGACCUACUUGAAUUCGAUGAUAAGAGGUUAACAGAGUCUGUGGUGCACAUUCUGGGGACUAUAGUGGAGCACCCCAGAUGUAGACAGUACGUGUUGGAAGUGCCCCGGAACACUGCUACCUCCGGACAGACUAAUCCCACCUUGUUUACUGCGCUCGUUAACAUGCUCAUGUCGGAUGAUAAGAAUGUGGUUAUGAACGCUGCGGGCACUAUCGCUAAUAUCGCCGAAUCGUGUGAUGGGCGCCUGUGGAUACUACAACAAGCUGUAUUCGACGAUGCUCUGCCAAUAUUGGGCGUUUUAACUGUAGAUCCCCACCAAUGGGCUGCUAGCAAUUCUGCUCUUGUUUUAGCAAGGUUAACCUUGUCUCAAGAGGGAAUAGUGAAGAUCCUAACACAUGAAAGGUGCAGCUACGUGUUAAUCAAUCUGAGCACUGCGCUUUGUGGUCAUAACCCAGGUAGCAGCAUGAACGCAGCGUUUGCAGUGGGCAGAUUGUUGGAGAGGGAAGACGCCAGAUCUAAACUUUUAGCGAUGAAAAACUUCAAAAACACGAUGACGGCCCUGACCAAGAUGCUCUACAACAAGGAAGCUGGACCUAGAAAGAAUGCUUGUUUCGCUUUUAGCUGCCUAGCUAACAGCAAGGAGGGUCAUGACAGGUUACUAGGCAAUGUGAACAGCGAGCUUAUCUUAGACCAGUUAGUCAGACUGAUUACAGAUCCUGAUGACGAGACUGCCUGGUUCGCUGCAGUUACUCUCCGUUCUGUUGGUAGCCAGAAAGAAGGAGUAUUUCGAUUGCGAGACCACAAAUCAGUGCACUCAGUGUUGAAGAAACUAGUAAAGGGCGGAGGCGUCACACUAAAAUCUGAUCUUUUAACCGAAGUGAAGAUGACGCUUGAUAUCCUGGGAAAGUUGCCUAAGUUACCUGCUCCAAUCAUGACUACCAUUGAUAGUUUCUCUGUUUCGGCUAGAUGGGAGUCGGUAAUUGCCACUGUGGGCAACAGAGUUUCCUAUCAGUUUUUUCAAGGCUGCACGUGUGUAUACGAAGGUACCAAAACUAACACUACAGUAAAGAACCUGAAACCCUUUACCUCCUACGUAUUCAGAAUAAGAGCUAUUAAUGCUACAGAUGAGGGACCCUACAGUGGUCCUGCUCUCAUCACUACUAAUGAGGGAGUACCGGGUCCUCCUGGAGAGGUUAACAAUGAGGGUAAACCUCAACACAACGCAAUUAAAAUAAGCUGGACUCCCCCACUAAACCCCAAUGGAACCCUCACUGGAUAUAAUAUCUACUCUGACGGGAAGAGAGUGGGUGUAGUUGGGAUAGAUAAACUAUGUUACGUAGUUAAAGACUUGCCCCACAGUACCUCAAUACCAAUACAAGUAGCUCCAGUUACAGCAGCAGGAGAGGGAGAGAAGAGUAUUCCUAUAAUGUGCUCUACUCUUAACCUCAGUGACUAUCCUCCUAAGAAGCCCAUCCUGUCAACCAGUGGAGGAGCUAACGAGAUUAAUGUCUCCUGGAUAGACCCUCCCAAACAACUUGGUCCUAUUGAUCAUUACGAGCUGGUUAUGAACGGCGAGGUAAUCUACAGCGGAAAAGAACAAGGGUAUAGAGUGAGCAACUUGGAACCCCUCACUAAUUACACUUUUAACGUGCGGGUAGUAACAGCCGACAAGUACGUGAUAGAGAGUGAACCAGCCAAGAAGAAGGCGGGUAGUAAAGAUGAUGAAGGCAUAAGUCGUGAAGAGAAGGAGGAACUUCUUGCUGAGCGAGACGCAAUGCAGGCCAGGCUCAAAGCUGAGCUGGCCAGGCUCAAGGCGCUCGAAGCAGCUCUGAAAGAGGAGGAACAUUUACGAAGGCUAGAAGUAGACCACAAGCUGACCCUGGGUUCAAGAGGGGGUCCUGCUUAUAAUCUGGACGACCCUGAUGUUGCUGGAUGUUUGUCCGGUUCCUUAUUAGCCAAACUUAAAGCAGCCGGUAUAACUGAUAUCUCAAUGCUUGAAGAAAAGGACAUACUCGCUCUGGGACUGAAUGAAGAGGAACUUAAUCAGCUUCUUGAUGCUAUCUACAUGGCUAAAUACUUAAAGGCAUCACCUAGACUUGCAAAGUUCCUGAAAGACACUGGUUAUAAUCCUUUGGAACUUUGGAAACUAAAUUAUCAAGAUGUUAACAAAAUGGCCCUGCCUGAAAAACUGAAGAAAGAGUUGUUUGGACACGUCCUGGGCCAACAAACAUCGUUCGUGGCUAAUCUUGAGAUCCCAACAUCACGGAACAUAAUACUGAAAGGCUGGAAGGAUGAGAAUCUGGCGUUCACGGCCAGACACGACGCUAAACUGGUUACUAAAAACUUCCACGCAAAAGAGGAACUCACUGACUAUAUCGAUAAACUUAGAGCAGUGGUACAGAAGAACGGUGGCGGGGCUUCUGGUACUGAAUCUGAGGGAGAACUCCCCGAACCUGAGAAACAUAGAACACCCACUCCGGAGGUGGCGAAGCCCGUUUCAGACACCCGAGAGAUCAUCAGGCCGAAAAAGAAAUCAGAUCGUUUCACUACUAACAAGAAGCAAACCUCCAAUGAUGACAAAAAAUCGACAUUACCUCGAAAACCUGCACCAGAAGACAACCUAAAGAAAGGAUUGUCGACGAUUGAAGAGGUAUCCUCGACAAUCACCCUUGAUACCUCUCCACCGAGCUCUGCUGCCCCAAUGGGGAUAUCCGAGGUUGUUGUUACUAAAACCAAGGUCCCACCCAACACCUCGGAAAGCUCGCUCUCGUCAGUUCAACAAAGUACUUCAUCCAUCAAACCAGGUGAAAAACCAGACCCCAGAUCUCUGGCUGCCAAAUCCUUGUCCGCUCUUGUGCCUCCAAGUAAAUCUGUAACGUUUGAUGAUAAUGUUCGGGUUAAUACUGCAGAGACAGGUUCUCUGAUAAACCCAGAAGAAACUCAAUCUGUGUAUGUUCCAAAUGUUGUGACCGCUCGGGUGAAAUCUUUUGACCCCGAGAUUGUGGCUGAAACCUCUGAUACUGCUAUUUCUCUUGAUAACGAUAACCAUAAAGAUUCAGUAAACUUUCUUGUUGAUUAUGUGACGUCGUAUGAAGCUAAGCCUGAAGGUGGCGAAGCUGUUGUAACUUCAUCGUCUCAAAACAAAUGUGAUGUGAAACCUGACGAGAAUUUGUCGCAAUAUUUCGCGAGCAAAACAUAUAACCACGCCUUAUUAAAUCUAGAAGACUCGGUGCAGGAAGACUCUGGGACUGGGCUGGUUGCUGAGUACCAGGUUUCCCAGCCGGAUGUGCCUGGAACUGAAAAUAAUGAGGAUGCUAAAACGGAGUCGAAAUCUCUUGACGCUGACUCGAAAUCAUCAGAUACCACUUCGUAUACUUCCUUUUCGAGUGAAUCAAAUCAAAAGAUGGGAAUUACUUCACUCUCCUCCAUUGGUUCGAUCGACACGACCUCUCAGUCGGAAUCGACGACCUCACUCAACGUCAAAACAACUCAAGAUAAUGAUCCACCAAGCUCACCCCAUAAGAAUAUCACCGUUUUAGACCCGUCAUCACAUGACAAACCAUCUCAUGGUCACCCUGCUGUUACAUCACAUGAUAACACUCCUCAAACAUCUGAUCGAAUCUUACUACUUCAAUCCCAAGUCAGCAGGACAUUGACCACCAAAUUAAAAAUCAACCACUUCAAAAGCAUCCCUCUCAAGUUCAAUUUUCACUCGAUUGCAUUCCUGAACAUCUUGGUCCUCAAAAUCAGCGCCUAGCAAACCAGGCCUAUCAAGAUCAGCCACCAGAAAAAGAGGCCCCACAAAAUAUUCCUCAAAAAGUUGUCGCUGAAGAACUUAUUCCUCAAGUUCAGCUCUCAUUUGAUAACGUAAACCUACCCAAAGGCUCCGGUCCUCAAAAGCCAGCUCAUAAAGAUACUAACUCUGUUGCUCGCAAGUCUCACGGAACAAGAACCACUUCUAAACAGAACGAACCCCAAGAUCAAACCUACAAAGAUCGUCCGAGACGACCGCGUCAUGACAGCGAUGAGACGAAUCCUAUCCGCUCUCUUAAUGACAUCCUCCUCUUCGACUCGGACCCCAGGAAUUCUACAAGCAAUGAAAUGACUGCUGAAGAGAAUGAUCACACCCAGAGUCAAGCUCACAAUUACAAACACAAUUACAAGAGUCACCGCAAACGUUUCAACAUAGACGACGAGCGUAAGAAGGAUGACGGUGUGGAUGAGCAGAACAAGCUGAUAACAGCUCUCAUAGCCCAGCAAAACAACGAUUUUGAAGUGCAGAACAAACGGACCAAACAACUGAUAAGCACUGUUCGGAACAAUAUCAAGAACGCUAUUCAGUCAAACCGUGAUGUCGGACCAAAUCGUCAGUUAUCAUCAAGUAACAAGUUUAUUAGCGCAGUAAACCAAACUAGACGACAUAUAAAGAUGUCUAAUGUUAACAUGUUUGGGGAAAUGACUAAUUUUCCUUCGCACCAGCGACCGGUAGUAAAUGUGCAACAAGCCAAGACCAGUCCAGUUCAAGGCAGAAGAAGACAGAGAAGGAAAAAGCAGCAGCAGCAACCGUUAUCACCUGUCAACCGCCAAGGUCCUGCUACUGCAGAACUUCAGUUUCACUUUCCCAAACUCUGACUUUGAAUUUCUUUUUAACUCUAAAAUAUGUUUUCUCGCAGAUCUUUUAAUUAAUUAAUACUUGUUUUUUUACCCACCGAAACCUCGACAAUGCGAAUUUUUUCGGGGUGGAAAAUUUAGUUUUUAGAUCUUAAUGUUAUAGUUAAUUCCCCUUAGCUUAUCUUAUUCUUAGGUUGUCUAAAAACCUAAUGCAAGUGCAACUUUUACUGAAAAAUUGCCAUUAUAAAACUGUGUCCAGUGCCACUAUCUUAAGUUUAACCAUUAACGCUCGAUCUAAAUGGCCAAAAACAUUGAAUUACAUGUAGUAAAUUAGACUUGCACAUGUCAAAGGUAAAAUUUUAUUACUUUUUGAAAAGUUCUCUAAAUCUAAACGGAACCCGCAUAUUGUAGGUCUUACGGCCGUUUUGUGUACUGUAGAAAUGUUUAUUUACUUAUUCAAAUUAUGUGAUGUAUAAAUCAGAGGAUAUUGAUAAUAUCAAUGUAUAUAUUUGAUAUCAAGAGUUAAAGUAUUUAAAUUAUCUGUACGACUGAAAAUAAUCAUUAUCAAUACAAUCAUUCGAGGACCUCAAAAUUGAAAAUGACGGUUAAGUUCAUUUCUAUCAGUUUCAACUUUCACUAAACACUAUGACUAAAAAUGCAGCGAAACAUUAUUAAUAUCAAAAACCUUGGUUGACC
Messenger RNA from Bolinopsis microptera, 5539 nucleotides. RefSeq lists its product as uncharacterized. Gene Ontology annotation, cellular component: plasma membrane. NCBI's taxonomy places the organism in Eukaryota, Metazoa, Ctenophora, Tentaculata, Lobata, Bolinopsidae. The transcript has 25 exons. The record is from RefSeq and is a predicted model, not a curated record. Bases 57 to 3989 code for a protein of 1310 amino acids. Gene Ontology annotation, biological process: cell-cell adhesion. Gene Ontology annotation, molecular function: protein binding.